Pteropus alecto (black flying fox) is the source of this 3810-nucleotide messenger RNA. It is a transcript of the gene MTDH, whose product is annotated as metadherin. Gene Ontology annotation, cellular component: nucleus. The coding region runs from base 340 to 2178 and encodes 612 amino acids. Gene Ontology annotation, biological process: regulation of transcription by RNA polymerase II; positive regulation of angiogenesis; positive regulation of canonical NF-kappaB signal transduction. The transcript is spliced from 13 exons. NCBI's taxonomy places the organism in Eukaryota, Metazoa, Chordata, Mammalia, Chiroptera, Pteropodidae. The record is from RefSeq and is a predicted model, not a curated record. Gene Ontology annotation, molecular function: NF-kappaB binding; transcription coregulator activity.
GUCCCCGCGCGCCGCUCGGAUCCCGGCUGGAGCCGCCAUUGUUCCGCCGAGGGAGGACAGUGGGCCUUGGCGCUGGCGCCGAGACGCCGCUUAGCGGCCGCCACUGGAGACACUCCCUCCCGCUGUCCCCCUCCUCCUGGCGGCAGCGGAGUGAGGCUGACGAGGGGGAACUGGAAGCCCCCUCUCCUCCUGGCGACGGCAGCGGCCGAUCCCCGGCUUCUGCGCGAGGGGCGGCCGCGAUGAGCUCGGCCUGAGGCCGUCGGCCCGGCCCUUCCUUGCUUCCCUUGACUUCCACGGCGUCUCUGCUCAGCGUCAUCGCUCCCUCUGACGGGAGGGAAGAUGGCUGCACGGAGCUGGCAGGACGAGUUGGCCCAGCAGGCCGAGGAGGGCUCGGCCCGGCUGCGGGAAAUGCUUUCUGUCGGCCUAGGCUUUCUGCGCACCGAGCUGGGCCUCGACCUGGGGCUGGAGCCGAAGCGGUACCCGGGCUGGGUGAUUCUGGUGGGCACGGGCGCCCUCGGGCUGCUGCUGCUCUUCCUGCUGGGCUACGGCUGGGCCGCGGCUUGCGCCGGCGCCCGCAAGAAGCGGAGGAGCCCACCUCGAAAGCGGGAGGAGGCGGCAGCCGCGCCGGCCCCGGCCCCUGACGACCUAGCCUUGCUGAAGAAUCUCAGGAGUGAGGAGCAGAAGAAGAAGAACCGCAAGAAGUUACCUGAGAAGCCCAAACCGAAUGGACGGACCAUUGAAGUGGCUGAGGAGGAAGUUGUCCGAACUCCUCGAAGUGUAACAGCAAAGCAGUCAUUAGAGACAGAAAAGAAAAAUGAAAAGUCAAAGAAAAAUAAGAAGAAAUCAAAGUCAGAUGCUAAAGCAGUGCAAAACAGUUCACGCCAUGAUGGAAAGGAAGUUGAUGAAGGAGCCUGGGAAACUAAAAUUAGUCACAGAGAGAAACGACAGCAACGUAAACGUGAUAAGGUGCAGACUGAUUCUGGUUCAUUGGAUUCAACUAUCCCUGGGAUAGAAAAUACCAUCACAGUUACCACCGAGCAACUUACAACUGCAUCAUUUCCUGUUGGUUCCAAGAAGAAUAAAGGUGAUUCUCAUCUAAAUAUUCAAGUUAGCAACUUUAAGUCUGGAAAAGGAGAUUCUUCACUUCAGGUUUCUUCAGGAUUGAAUGAAAACCUCACUGUAAAUGGAGGAGGCUGGAAUGAAAAGUCUGUAAAACUGUCCUCACAGAUCAGUGCAGGUGAGGAGAAGUGGAACUCUGUUUCACCUGCUUCUGCAGGCAAGAGGAAAACUGAAUCAUCUGCUUGGGGACAAGACACUGGAGACACUAAUGCAAAUGGAAAAGACUGGGGAAGGAGUUGGAGUGACCAUUCAAUAUUUUCUGGCAUUGCUGCUUGGUCUAGUGUGGAUAGGGGAAUGAAUACCUCUGAACAGAAUUCUGCUUCUUUUGCAUCUCUCACACUUAACUCUGCUGUUUCUGGGUCUACUGCUGAGCCAGUUUCUCAGUCUACCACUUCUGAUUAUCAGUGGGAUGUUAGCCGUAAUCAACCCUAUAUCGAUGAUGAAUGGUCUGGGUUAAAUGGUCUGUCUUCUGCUGAUCCCAGCUCUGAUUGGAAUGCUCCAGCAGAAGAAUGGGGGAAUUGGGUAGAUGAAGAAAGAGCUUCACUUCUAAAGUCCCAGGAACCAAUUCCUGAUGAUCAAAAAGUUUCAGAUGAUGAUAAAGAAAAAGGAGAAGGAGCUCUUCCAACGGGGAAAUCUAAAAAGAAAAAGAAGAAAAAGAAGAAGCAAGGUGAAGAUAACUCUCCUGCACAGGACCUAGAAGAAUUAGAAAAAGAAAUUAGAGAAGAGCUUCCAGUGAAUACCUCUAAAGUCCGUCCAAAACAGGAAAAAGCUUUUUCUUUGAAAACCAUAAGCACUAGUGAUCCAGCUGAAGCACUCGUCAAAAAUAGCCAGCCUAUCAAGACUCUUCCACCUGCUAUUUCUACCGAGCCAUCUGUUAUUUUGUCAAAAAGUGAUUCCGACAAGAGCUCUUCCCAAGUGCCACCGAUGCUACAAGAGUCAGACAAAUCCAAGUCAAGUACUAAGCAAAACAGUGUGCCUCCUUCACAGACCAAGUCUGAAACUAGCUGGGAAUCUCCCAAACAAAUAAAAAAGAAGAAAAAAGCCAGACGGGAAACGUGAAUUUUCUUUUCCUGAAUUGGACAUGUGUUUGCAAACACUGUCUAGAAGAUUAUGCUGUUUAUGCAAUAAUUUGUGAACAUGUACAGAGUUUUAUAUAAAUUUAAAACAGUUUUUAAAACAAAACUGUGAACACAACCACCAUAAAAAUGGAAUCAAAGGAAAGUUAAUUUAUGAAAUUAAGAGGUCAGCAGAAUAUACUACAGUGCUGGAAGACACUUGGGGAAAGUCUUUUCAAUUUGAUGAGAACGAUCUUAACUUAAGAAUAUUAUCCUGGUUUUACAGCAGUGCCCUGUUUACAACAGAUUGUGCCCUAUCUCAUCUGCAGCUGAGGAAUAAAGGAUUCUGAUUAGAGUGUUGCCUACAAAUUAGGCAGCUUCUUGGAUCUUAUGCAUGGAACUUAUACCAUUUGAAUCUGUUUUAUGCUUAAAGUGCUUUGAUCAAAUGCAUAAUAUGCCAUAUCUUUACAUAUUUGUUGGUAGCAAUUUGUAUUAAAGGAAUCACAAGUGCAAAUAAAAAGUCAUUUAUUGUUUGUUUAACUAAACUGUCAUGGUUUAGUUUACAAUUUUUAAAAAGUUUCUAAUUAAAACAUUGAAAAUGCAGUUGACUUACAUGGCUUAUGAAGUUAUUUUUGAUAGUCUUACAUUACUUGAAUUGUUCAAAGUACAGUAUAUUUUAAAUUAAGAAAGGUAAACUGUAUGUAUUCGUUUUAUACUUUUAAGGGUCAGAUUCACAAAUAAUGUUCUUGUUUAUAAUUUGAAAACUUUCAAGCAAAAUGCAACUUAUCUUUUUUCUUUCCGUAGCAAUCUUCAUUACUAAUACUUUUUUGACUUUAAAAAAGAAAUCCUUCACAAACUAAUUAUACAGACAGAACUUUGAGUAUAUGAUGGAGAAUGAAAAACUAGAGUCAGACAGCUUUAAUUGACAUUGUCAAGACCUCCAGUUAUCAGGAAUACAUUUUUUUACUGCCUUAACCUGUAGUGCGUAGUAUAUGCAUCAAUUUCUUGAAGGGGAUUCGUGUUUUUAUAAGAAAUUUCAUGUAAUUAUUGCAAUCAUGGUCAAAUAAGAAACGUUUCCUGCUUGAAACUGUAUUGAUUUAAAUGAUGUGUGAGACGUUUUACCAUUUUCAGGCACUGUGUAACUCUAUUGUAAUAAAAUGGCAGGUAUCUUUGUAACUAUAAAUAGUGCAUGCUCAGCCAUGUACACUGUAAAUAGCCUUUACCAAACGUGUUUGACAAGGACCAUAAUUAACAUCACUUAGUGAAUUGUGAUAAAGAAAAAAAAGCCAUGAUUUAUUUGAUGUGAUUGGCUUAAUUGUUUUUAUGUGGCUCCAAGAAUGAAACUGUUUAGCUGUAACCAAUGGUACUGAUCUAUCCAUCCAACGUUGUCUUUAUUAUAUUUGAUUGUGGUUUGAUAGUAUUGCAUUGUCAGACUAGGAAAGCUAAAGAAACAAAAUGGUUUUAGUUUUGCUGAAAACUGGCCUUAUUAAUGGAUAGCUUUCCUAACAAGCGAUUAUUAACUUAUCAGGUGUUAACAUCUGUUUCAGGAACAUAGCAGUAUGUUUACAUGUUAGAAGUUUUGUUUAAUUCUAUGAUAUUUCUAAAUUGAUUUGUUUAAAUAAAUUCAGCAAAUUGA